Molecule: messenger RNA, 240 nt
Organism: Adineta steineri
Lineage: Eukaryota; Metazoa; Rotifera; Eurotatoria; Adinetida; Adinetidae
Source: the annotation of a GenBank genome assembly
AUGCGUCGUUAUCAGUUUUAUAUAAUCGCCACUAUUUUUAUCUUAUCUUUAAUUCUUAAUUUUCAACAUCAAGCAAAUGGAAAUCCAAUCGAUGAUGUGAAUACGGUUUCAUCAUCAACAACAGUUUCAACAACAACAUCAAAUGGAGAUCAAUUGAGUCCAUCAACAUCACCCUAUUAUUUUCGUAUGAGACCAUUUAUGAUGUUUCCAUUUCGUGCACCAGUUCCUAAUCUUCAUUAG